This is a messenger RNA of Egretta garzetta (little egret), 1833 nucleotides long. It is a transcript of the gene CACNB2, whose product is annotated as calcium voltage-gated channel auxiliary subunit beta 2. The record is from RefSeq and is a predicted model, not a curated record. The coding region runs from base 1 to 1833 and encodes 610 amino acids. NCBI's taxonomy places the organism in Eukaryota, Metazoa, Chordata, Aves, Pelecaniformes, Ardeidae. The transcript is spliced from 13 exons. Gene Ontology annotation, biological process: regulation of voltage-gated calcium channel activity; calcium ion transmembrane transport; neuromuscular junction development. Gene Ontology annotation, molecular function: high voltage-gated calcium channel activity; protein binding. Gene Ontology annotation, cellular component: voltage-gated calcium channel complex.
AUGAAGGCCACCUGGAUCAGGCUUCUGAAAAGAGCCAAAGGAGGACGUCUGAAGAAUUCUGAUAUCUGUGGUUCGGCGGACUCCUACACCAGCCGUCCAUCCGAUUCAGAUGUAUCUCUGGAAGAAGACAGGGAAGCAGUGCGGAGAGAGGCAGAGCGACAGGCCCAGGCACAGCUGGAAAAAGCAAAGACAAAACCUGUUGCAUUUGCAGUUCGGACAAAUGUUGGGUACAGUGCAGCUCACGAUGACGAUGUUCCAGUCCCAGGCAUGGCCAUCUCAUUUGAGGCUAAAGAUUUUCUUCACGUUAAAGAAAAAUUUAAUAAUGACUGGUGGAUAGGACGGUUGGUAAAAGAAGGCUGUGAAAUAGGAUUCAUACCAAGCCCAGUCAAACUAGAAAACAUGAGGCUGCAGCAUGAACAAAAGGCAAAACAAGGAAAAUUCUACUCCAGUAAAUCAGGAGGAAACUCUUCAUCCAGUUUGGGUGACAUUGUUCCUAGUUCCAGAAAAUCGACGCCUCCAUCAUCUGCUAUAGACAUAGAUGCUACUGGCUUAGAUGCAGAAGAAAAUGAUAUUCCAGCAAACCAUCGCUCCCCCAAACCCAGUGCAAACAGUGUAACAUCACCCCACUCCAAAGAGAAAAGAAUGCCCUUCUUUAAGAAGACAGAGCACAUCCCUCCCUAUGAUGUAGUGCCUUCUAUGCGACCAGUAGUUUUAGUGGGGCCUUCUCUGAAGGGAUAUGAGGUAACCGAUAUGAUGCAAAAAGCAUUAUUUGAUUUUUUAAAACAUAGAUUCGAAGGGCGUAUAUCAAUUACACGAGUCACAGCAGACAUCUCGCUUGCCAAACGCUCAGUAUUAAACAACCCCAGUAAGCAUGCGAUAAUAGAGCGAUCUAACACAAGAUCAAGCUUAGCUGAAGUUCAAAGUGAAAUUGAACGGAUUUUUGAAUUGGCAAGGACACUGCAGUUGGUAGUGCUUGAUGCUGAUACCAUUAACCACCCAGCUCAACUGAGCAAAACCUCUCUGGCUCCCAUUAUAGUAUACGUAAAGAUUUCUUCUCCUAAGGUUUUACAGAGGUUAAUAAAAUCUCGAGGGAAAUCUCAGGCCAAACACCUUAAUGUUCAGAUGGUGGCAGCUGAUAAACUGGCACAGUGUCCUCCCGAAAUGUUCGAUGUAAUUCUUGAUGAGAACCAGCUUGAAGAUGCUUGUGAGCACCUUGCUGACUAUCUGGAAGCCUACUGGAAGGCCACACAUCCACCUAGCAGCAAUCCUCCUAACCAGCUUCUCACUCGCACACUUGCAACAGCCACUCUUCCUAUUAGCCCGGGUCCAAAUAUUAACUUACAGGGAACUCAAGGAAACCAGAGGAAUGACCAUUCAGUCCCUGAACGCAGCGGUUCACAAAUCGAAGAGGAAGCACGGGUUGAACCCAUCAAGAAGUCCCAGCAUCGCUCUUCCUCCAGCCAACACCACAACCAUCGCAGUGGUGUUAGAGGCCUUUCUAGGCAAGAAACUUUUGACUCGGAAACACAAGACAGCAGAGAUUCGGCUUACGUAGAGCCAAAGGAGGACUACUCACAUGAGCACGGUGACCACUAUGAUUCUCACAGGGAUCACAAUCACAGAGACGAGUCCCACGGGAGCAGUGAUCACAGACAUAGAGAAUCAAGGCAUCGCUCAAAGGAGAGGGACCGGGAGCAGGACCACAAUGAAUGCAACAAACAGCGUAGUCGUCAUAAAUCAAGGGACCAAUAUUGUGACAAGGAUGGGGAAGUGAUAUCGAAAAAACGUAACGACGCAGGAGAAUGGAACAGGGAUGUUUACAUCCGUCAGUAA